This is a messenger RNA of Larimichthys crocea (large yellow croaker), 4273 nucleotides long. RefSeq names its product phosphatidylinositol 3-kinase regulatory subunit gamma. Gene Ontology annotation, cellular component: phosphatidylinositol 3-kinase complex. Lineage: Eukaryota; Metazoa; Chordata; Actinopteri; Sciaenidae. The coding region runs from base 269 to 1672 and encodes 467 amino acids. Gene Ontology annotation, biological process: insulin receptor signaling pathway; phosphatidylinositol phosphate biosynthetic process. Gene Ontology annotation, molecular function: 1-phosphatidylinositol-3-kinase regulator activity. The record is from RefSeq and is a predicted model, not a curated record. The transcript has 11 exons.
UAAAGUCGCUCCACUUCCGAGAUGAAGUAAAGUCGAGCUCCGCCGCACGAGAAGAAGAAGAAGAAGAAGAAGAAGGGAUGAACUGACAAUCUAUCUCUCUGGGAAAAAAAAAGAAAAAAAAAUCCCCCCCCUCCCUUCAAGUCUGCCAGGCUAUGUUGAGAAAAGACAUUUGGAUUUGGAGUUUUAUGGACUCGAAGGAGUUUUCUUUUUGUCCACAUCUAUGUAGGACGUGGCGUCUGCGCCUGCAUUGAAGUAACCUAAAUUAGGAAUGGUUUAUCCUCCCGAAGGUUUAUUCUACAUCGAAAUGGAUCAAGCACCUCCAGCUCUCCCUCCCAGGUCAACAAAGCCAGUGUCCUCCACCAUGAACAAUAACUGCCUUGCACCACCUGUGUAUUCGCUACAGGACGCUGAGUGGUACUGGGGAGACAUAACCAGGGAUGAGGUGAACGAAAAGCUCCGAGACACACCUGAUGGCUCCUUUAUGGUGCGUGACGCAUCCACAAAGCUGCAAGGAGACUUUACACUGACGUUAAGGAAAGAUGGGCACAACAAGCUGAUCAAGAUUUACCACCGUGAUGGGAAGUACGGCUUCUCGGACCCCCUCACGUUCACUUCAGUAGUGGAGCUCAUUUGGCACUAUCAGCACCAUCCGUUGGUGGAAUACAACGCCACUCUGGACCUAAUGCUCACCCAUCCUGUGUCCCGCUUCCAGCAGGUGAAAGAAGACAGCGUCGAUGUCGCUGGACGAAAGCUCAAGGAGGUUCACAGUCAAUAUCAAGAAAAGACAAAGGAGUUUGAUCGUCUUUAUGAAGCUUUCACAAAGACCUCACAGGAGAUCCAGAUGAAGCGAACAGCAAUAGAGGCCUUCAAUGAGACGAUGCUGAUCUUCGAAGAGCAGUGCCGCGAACAGGAGCGUUAUGGAGAGGAGUUUGAGAGAAACAAUCAGUCCGAGGGAGCCGACAAAGAUCUGGAGAGCUUCCUGAUAAAUUACGAGAAGCUGAAGUGUCGUCUUGGAGAGAUCUACGACAGCAAAAUCCAUCUGGAGGAAGACUUGAGAACGCAGGUGGAGGACUACAGAGAGACGGACAGGAAGAUGAACAGCUUGCGGCCUGACCUUAUCCAGCUACGGAACAUCAGAGACCAGUAUCUCAACUGGCUUAAUCACAAAGGUGUACGGCAGAAACGCAUAAAUGACUGGCUGGGGACGCAGAGUGACAGCCUAGACGACACAUAUGUGCUGAAGGGAGACGAGAAGAAUUUGCCGCAUCAGGAUGAGACAAAUUGGUUUGUUGGUGAGAUGAGCCGGACGCAGGCCGAGGAGAUGCUUCAAGGUAAAGCUCCGGGGACAUUCCUGAUCCGUGAGAGCAGCAAACAGGGAUGCUACGCGUGCUCUGUUGUCGUGAAUGAAGAAGUGAAGCAUUGUAUGAUCUACAGCACACCACACGGAUACGGCUUUGCUGAGCCCUACGACGUCCACUGCUCACUGAGAGACCUUGUCCUGCACUAUCGCCUGCACUCCUUAGCGCAACACAAUGACGCCCUGGAUGUUCGGCUGUCGCAUCCAGUACACGCCAAAGCCGCAGCCACGCCUUCUCAACACGCAGAGGAACACAAACUCUUACAGACUCCAAAACACACAGCGGGGCUUCCGCCUGCCGCUCCAGAAAUGUAAUCCAACGGAAAGAGACAAAAGGGACAUGUUUACUGUAUCCUGCGGGAAUGACUGCAUCGAGGUGCAAUGUGUAAAGUUUUGCACUACAGUGAUUCCAUCAGUUUUUUGUGAAUGGGAUUUCACAGAUUGAAGUGGGACCGGAACUUGAAUGUCAGCUUGAACGUUUUUUUUUUUUGUUUGUUUGUUUUGUUUGUUUUUGUUUGUUUUAAAAAAGACUGUUUUAAGCUUUUACAUUUUUUUUUGUACUUCAUUUAUUGCCAUUUGUUUAAUGGACACCUUUUCGGUAGGGAUGUUGACAACUAGAAAAUUGCUCACUGACGUCAGGUGCUGCACCUUUUAUUCGUUUGACCUUUACAACCAGAGUUGAUGUUGCUUAAGAUGUCCAUUUCCCUAGUUAAAAUUUCUUCAGUUCUGAAAAUUUGACCGAUAGGUUAGAAAUAUAUUUGGUUACUAUGAAAUCGUAUUUGUACAUCAUUCCUGAGCAUAUCAUGGCAAUCUGAGUAGAGAAAAAAGGCAAGCACAUGAAUUAUAUUUAGUAGAGAAUUUAUUUCUCAUGCAAAGAGUUUUAAUUAAGAAAAAACAAAAUAUUCUUAAUGAAUGUAUUUACCUGUUUGCACACAGUGAUUUGUUUUCACUAAAUGAAAGUAUCUACUAACUUAGAAACUCUUUAUAUAGCUAGAUUUGUAACCAAAACUGGACACACUGCUAACGUGGAGCUGUUAAUCAUUCUUCUAGUCGUCCUGUUCUCCCAUAGUAAUUGAUAGAUCAACUAGCAAUCCAAUUGGAAACAAAACAGCCAAUCAAAAAUGGCUGGCAUUGUAACACACUGUUACAAUGUCAAAUUUGAGCCGAGCAUAGGUGAGAGAAGUUGAGAGCGAGCGCACACACAGCAGGGAAAUUAGUAAUACUGAGUGAAAAUGGGUCAUCAUUGUGCGUUUAUGUGGCUAAUAGGAAACAUAGUAAUGAAUUUAUUGAGCGCAAAAUAUAUUUUUGUACAUUCAAAUUAAAUAAUUCUCUGCGUGAUACUAAAUCUAAUUUACGUGCUUCCAAGAAAAUGUUUUUCUGUCCUCGAAAUAUCCCAUUGCACGCUCAGAAACGAGGAACAAAUACAACUCCAUAGGUUACUACUAUGUAGUGCAUUUGUGAGGGAGGGAAAAUGGUGCUGUAAACAGGCUGUUUCAUAUUGGUUUUGGGUAAAUGCCACGUGUGAAUAUGUGAAAAGUCGUGGUGCAUCAUGACAGUUUGCCCCUUUUCUUAACAGACAUUCAUAUACAGUGGAUAUAUGUAGCAUUAACAUCCUGUAGAAUACCAUUGUACAAGCAUAAUCAAUGUUAAACCCAUUGACCAAAGCACUUAAAGCUGAAGUAGGCAAUGUUAACAGACAAUGUGAAACCCUUCCACCUCUCUCUCCUUUCGUUGCUGCCUUGUAUCGCUCCACUAAGCCCCUCCCACCAAAUGACGCACUAAACAUGCACGUGCAUUUUGCCGGGCUUAAAGCGGAAUGGCAAGGUUGUCAACCUUUGUAACUAACUAGCAAAUUAAUGUCUAUUGCACUUGGCUAGUUGAUUCUGUCUCAGAGGUAAGAAAUGUGUCCUCUGUGAGGGAGGAAGCUCCAACCAUAUUUCUAUAGUUCCAACAACUCGUCUUCUGUCUGGCUGAUCGCCUCAAGUCAGUUUCAGCAACUGUUUGUACAGAGUUUCUAUGAUUGGCUAGUUGCCUGCUAGCUAACCUUGAUUGGUUGUUGGAUUGAGAAUGGAACCAGUUUUUAAAGAAAGAAAACAGUGACAAGAGCUCAGAGACACAAGAGGAAGAACCCUUCAAUUAAAUAUUUUUUGUGACGUGAUGGUCAAAAUUAGAUAUUUUAACCAAAAUAAGUACAGUGGAAUAAUAUUGCCUACUGCAGCUUUAAUAGUGAGCAAAACUACAUCCCUGUUAAGUCCGGUAAUUGCAUUUGGGCAAGGGGAGGGCAAUUUAUGUACACCUGCUGAUGUGCUGAUCAAAACAUAAUCUGAAGUACUGUAUGUUAUAUUCUGUUACUCAAAGAAGUAUAAGCUUUUUGUAUUCUAUAUAUAUUUUUUCUAUAAACAUGCCACAAGAUGAAAGCUUGAAGAAAGUGCAAUCCAACAGUAUUUCUAUUGUUGCAAUGUAUGACGAUGAUGAUGGUGGUGAAGGUAAUGCUGUUAUGAGAGGUUGACAUUUGCCACAAAAAUGCACUCUCUUUUGGUGGUGUCGGUAUGAUGUGGCCUCCGAUGUUUGUGUGAACUGCCAGAGGUCCGGAAGUAUCCUGCCUCCAUUACUUGAACUGUGGCAUUGCUCGAGCUAUGAAUGUUUUUCAUGACAUGCCGCCUACAUAGCUUAAGAGGAAAGGAAUCCAUGUUGAACUUGGCACAUUUUUCAAGUUUGAGGACAAUAGAUACUCUGUACAGAGAAACUGUAAAAUGUAUUUCUGAGGUUGGUUUAUGGAAGGAGGGUGAUUAAGCCUCUUAUAAAAAUAUAACUCCACUGGGGGAUUGAGGAAACUCCUUGGGUGAAGCUAAGCAAUGUGAGAUCCUGACCUUUUUCUUGCUGAAAGACAAUAAACUGAUGAGGGUUUUGUCAACU